GUCGUUUCAUCAGCCAACUGGACCAACAGCCCCACUCUCCGACCCUCUCUCCUUCCAGUUCCACCUCUCUCGCUCUCUCUCUCCAGUCUGAGAUUCAGUGCCUUAUUAUUUUAUCAAUUUUUCUUCAAUUUUUAAUUAUUCUUUUCAGAUUGGGCUUUCCUAGAAUAUUCGACUCCAUCCUCUUGUGAAGGAGAAGAAGAAGAAGGAGAAGAAGAAGGAGGAGGAGUUGAAGCGUGGCCAUGGCUGCGAAAUUGGGUUCCUUCAGAUACACUUUUGCAGAGAAGAGGGAGAGGUUGCUUUCUACGAAGGGUUACUCCGAGCUUGGCUUUCCCAAUAUUUAUGAGGAAGAAUAUGCACCCAGAAAUUGCUGUAGCUAUCGCUUCUGUUGCGAUAAGAUUGUUGAAUUUUGUAGAAGCGUGCAGGAUGUUACCAAGAAGGCUUACGAGAUGGGCAGGUCUGAUCCCAGGAAGAUUGUGUUCGCGAUAAAGAUAGGUUUAUCUUUGAUGCUCAUUUCUUUACUGGUUUUCUUGAAAGAGCCAAUCAAAGAACUUAGUCGGUACUCUGUGUGGGCUAUUCUUACCGUUGUGGUUGUCUUUGAAUUCAGUAUAGGAGCUACUCUUAGCAAAGGCUUUAAUCGUUUUCUUGGGACAUUAUCAGCAGGAGGCAUUGCUCUGGCCAUGGCAGAGUUGGCUCAAUUAACUGGAAAGUGGGAAGAAGUUUUUAUUAUUCUUAGUAUCUUCUUCGUAGGGUUUUGUGCAUCUUAUGCAAAACUGUACCCGACACUGAAGCCUUACGAAUAUGGAUUUCGAGUGUUCUUGUUGACGUAUUGUAUGGUCAUGGUGUCUGGAUAUAGGACCAGGGAAUUUAUCCAUACUGCAAUUACACGGUUUCUGCUUAUUGCACUGGGUGCUGGUGUCUGUUUGGUUAUAAAUAUAUGCAUUUAUCCUAUAUGGGCUGGUGAGGAUUUGCACAACUUGGUGGUGAAGAACUUCAUGAAUGUAGCAACUUCUUUGGAAGGAUGUGUUAAUGGAUACCUGAAUUGUGUUGAAUAUGAAAGGAUCCCUUCAAAAAUCCUUACUUAUCAAGCCUCAGAUGACCCACUUUACAGUGGCUACAGGUCGGCUGUAGAAUCUACGAGCCAAGAAGAUACACUGAUGAGUUUUGCUAUUUGGGAGCCACCUCAUGGUCCUUAUAAAUCAUUUUGCUACCCAUGGAAGAAUUAUGUCAAAGUAAGCGGUGCACUAAGGCAUUGUGCAUUCAUGGUCAUGGCACUACAUGGAUGUAUACUUUCUGAGAUACAGGCUCCUGCUGAGAGAAGACAAGUCUUUUGUCAGGAGUUGCAAAGGGUAGGAUCUCAAGGGGCUAAAGUGCUGCGUGAACUUGGGAACAAAGUAAAAAAGAUGGAGAAACUGGGUUCAGUAGACAUUCUUUAUGAGGUGCAUGAGGCUGCGGAAGAAUUGCAAAACAAAGUGGACAGGAGAUCUUAUCUUCUUGUCAAUUCAGAGAGCUGGGAAAUUGGAAAUCCAGCAAAGGAGCGGGGUGAGCCCCAAGAUUCGCUGAACUUUGAUGAUGAUGUGAGUAUGAAUAGAGUCCUGCAACACAAAUCCCAUAGUGAAGCUGUUCUGAAUCUCAGAUCAUUGACCAUACCAAAAAGUUGGGAUGGUCAGAAACCACCCAUCAAGGAUUUAAAGCUCCCCAUGCCUGCAGCUCCCGGUCUUUCCUCUGAGUCCAUGUUUAAGAAACAGAUAUCCUGGCCUGCGCGUAUUUCAUUUACAUCUGAUGCACUGCUACAGGUGGAAGAAUCAAAAACUUACGAAAGUGCAAGUGCUUUGAGUUUGGCUACAUUUACGUCACUUUUGAUCGAGUUUGUUGCAAGGUUGCAAAAUCUUGUGGACGCAUUUGAGGAAUUAAGUGAGAAAGCUAAUUUUAAAGAACCAGAUGAGCUAGUAUCCACAGGAGUGGCAGAGCCUACGGGUUGCUGCACCAGAUUGCUCAGAAGUAUGUUCUGGAAUUAAUUUAAGCUUUAACAUAGUUAAAGAUCUUGAGGGGCAGAAUUUUUUGAGAAGGAUCAUUACUGGUAGUCUGGAUCGCAGUUCAGUCUCACUCAUAUGGAGUUUGUAUAUUCUAUUUUCUGAAAUACAAUAAAUACUCAGUUUUGACGCUGGCUUGGGAUCAAGUCACAGGAACAAAGGAAAAUUUUGGCGCAGCCACUGAAGGUGUUGGAUAAUCUAUUCUUAGGAGUUGGGAGUUAAUAUGGAUUGGUAGUAGCUUGCAGUUGAUGAAUUUACAGUGCAACUGCAAAAUGAGAAUGUAGCAGGCUGGGUAGAAGAUGCUCCAUGGACAAAGAUGAUGCAUAUUCAUGGGACCUGCGUAUGAAUUUAGGAGCAACAGUUUUGAUGUCUAAAUAUAAAUUUAUUUUAAGAUAUUUGUCCCUCUCUUUCUCUUGUCAAGAUGCUUUUAUGCCUGCAACUGUAAGUAUGUGAAUUAACUCUGUUCUAAUGGAGAGAACCUUCCCUAAUUGCUAUGAA
Manihot esculenta (cassava) is the source of this 2528-nucleotide messenger RNA. Its product is annotated as aluminum-activated malate transporter 9. Bases 240 to 2015 code for a protein of 591 amino acids. NCBI's taxonomy places the organism in Eukaryota, Viridiplantae, Streptophyta, Magnoliopsida, Malpighiales, Euphorbiaceae. Gene Ontology annotation, biological process: malate transport. The transcript is spliced from 6 exons. Gene Ontology annotation, cellular component: plant-type vacuole membrane. The record is from RefSeq and is a predicted model, not a curated record.